This is a messenger RNA of Acanthoscelides obtectus, 831 nucleotides long. The record is from the annotation of a GenBank genome assembly. Lineage: Eukaryota; Metazoa; Arthropoda; Insecta; Coleoptera; Chrysomelidae.
AUGAGUUCUGAUAUUGACAGCUUCUUAUGUAAUUAUUUGCAAAUGACCCAUUUCUCUAUACAACUGGACGAGUCAACUUUACCUGAUAAUGCAGCAUUAUUAUUGGCAUAUGUUCGUUUUAUUAUGAAUCAAGAAAUCUACGAAGAACUGCUCUUCGCAAGAACUUUAAUAACCGACACUAAAGGUGAAUCAAUAUUUCAUGUUUUGAAGGAUUACUUCAUUGAAAAAGCAAUUCCUUUAUCAAAUAUAAUAUCAGUAGCUACAGAUGGAGCACCUGCCGUGGUUGGACGGGUGUUAGCAAUACAUUGCGUCAUCCAUAGACAACAUUUAGUUGCUAAAGAUUUGAGAGUUAGAUUGCAUGAAUCACUUCAUUUAGUGAUUGAUGCAGUAAACCAAAUCCGAAGCAACGCGUUGAAUACGCGGUUAUUUUCGCAGUUGUGUGAAGAAGAUGACGAACACUUUCAUCAAUUACUCCUUCACACUGAAGUACGCUGGCUGUCGAAAGGCUUAUGUUUGACAAGAUUUUUUGCACUUUUUGAGACUAUUUUAGAGUUUCUGGAUACUAAAGAUAAAAUUUUAAAAGAAAAUUUAAUGAAGAGGAAAACAGACAUCGCCUAUUUAACAGAUUUGUUUACAAAAUUUAAUAUGGUUAAUUUGCAAUUACAAGGCGACAGUUUAAAUUUGAUUAAAACAAAGUCCAUCUUAUCAGCGUUUCUUGCCAGAGUUAAACUAAUGAAGCAAAAUAUUGGACGAGCGAAUUUUCUCAGUUCCCCAAUUUGUCACAGACAAGUUGCCAGGAAGACGACGUUUCAACUUACGUUCAACAUUUAA